This is a messenger RNA of Terrapene triunguis (Three-toed box turtle), 1985 nucleotides long. RefSeq names its product solute carrier family 6 member 11 (gene SLC6A11). Gene Ontology annotation, cellular component: plasma membrane. Gene Ontology annotation, biological process: neurotransmitter transport; sodium ion transmembrane transport. NCBI's taxonomy places the organism in Eukaryota, Metazoa, Chordata, Testudines, Emydidae. The record is from RefSeq and is a predicted model, not a curated record. The transcript has 15 exons. The coding region runs from base 90 to 1952 and encodes 620 amino acids. Gene Ontology annotation, molecular function: gamma-aminobutyric acid:sodium:chloride symporter activity.
CCACGGGGAUCCGCUCAGAGCCCAGCCGAGAUCCAGCGACCCUGCCCCUCUCUCAUCAGCACAGGCAGAGCCCUGGGCUGGACAGAGUCAUGACCGCUGAAAAGACUAUUCCCAUAAUUAAUGGCAAGCCAGAAGAUGCUUUGGACCCUGAAGCCUCAAGUACCAACCUGGUCCACAGCAACGAUAAGAAAGUGCACGAAAGAGGCCACUGGAACAAUAAGGUUGAAUUUGUGCUUUCUGUGGCAGGGGAGAUUAUUGGGUUGGGAAAUGUGUGGCGAUUCCCAUAUCUUUGCUACAAGAAUGGAGGAGGUGCUUUCCUCAUUCCAUAUGUGAUUUUCUUUAUUUGCUGUGGAAUACCAGUAUUUUUCCUGGAGACCGCCCUGGGACAGUUUACUAGUGAAGGAGGAAUUACAUGUUGGAGAAAAGUUUGCCCGCUGUUUGAAGGUAUUGGAUAUGCUACCCAAGUUAUUGAAGCACAUUUAAAUAUUUAUUACAUCAUCAUUUUAGCAUGGGCUAUCUUCUAUCUAUUUAACUGCUUUACCACAGAGCUCCCUUGGGCCACUUGUGGCCAUGAAUGGAAUACAGAAAACUGUGUGGAAUUUCAGAAACUUAAUAUGAGCAACUGCAGUCAACUUUCUUUACAAAAUGCCACGUCUCCAGUCAUGGAAUUCUGGGAACGCAGGGUGUUAGCCAUAUCCGAUGGAAUUGAACAUAUUGGGAAUCUCCGCUGGGAUUUGGCAUUGUGUCUCCUCGCUGCUUGGACUAUCUGCUACUUUUGCAUUUGGAAAGGAACAAAGUCAACUGGAAAGGUGGUAUAUGUAACAGCUACAUUCCCGUAUGUCAUGCUACUGAUUCUUCUGGUUCGAGGAGUAACAUUACCAGGGGCUUCUGAAGGAAUAAAAUUCUACUUGUAUCCUGACCUAUCCCGAUUGUCUGACCCACAGGUCUGGGUGGAUGCUGGCACGCAAAUAUUUUUCUCUUAUGCCAUCUGCUUGGGAUGCUUGACAGCCCUGGGGAGUUACAACAACUACAACAACAACUGCUACAGGGACUGCAUUAUGCUCUGCUGCUUGAACAGUGGCACAAGCUUUGUUGCUGGUUUUGCCAUCUUUUCAGUCCUUGGUUUCAUGGCUUAUGAACAAGGAGUGCCCAUAGCAGAAGUUGCAGAAUCAGGGCCAGGACUUGCAUUCAUUGCCUACCCAAAAGCUGUCACCAUGAUGCCUCUUUCUCCGCUAUGGGCAACUUUGUUUUUCAUGAUGCUAAUAUUCCUUGGAUUAGAUAGUCAGUUUGUGUGUGUUGAAAGCCUUGUGACAGCUGUGGUGGAUAUGUACCCAAAGAUUUUCCGAAGAGGAUACAGAAGGGAACUGUUGAUUCUUGCUCUUUCGAUUGUAUCAUACUUUGUUGGCCUAAUAAUGUUAACAGAGGGUGGAAUGUACGUUUUCCAGCUGUUUGACUCCUAUGCAGCCAGUGGGAUGUGCCUUCUUUUUGUGGCUAUAUUUGAAUGCAUCUGCAUAGGCUGGGUUUACGGCAGCAAUCGCUUUUAUGAUAAUAUUGAAGAUAUGAUCGGGUACAGACCAUUGUCAUUAAUUAAAUGGUGUUGGAUGGUCCUAACUCCUGGUAUUUGUGCUGGAAUCUUCAUCUUUUUCCUGGUGAAAUAUAAACCUUUGAAAUACAACAACGUUUAUACGUACCCGGACUGGGGCUAUGGGAUAGGCUGGAUGAUGGCCCUCUCAUCCAUGGUUUGUAUUCCUUUGUGGAUCUGCAUUAAGUUGUGGAAGACAGAGGGAACCAUUCUAGAGAAAUUCAGGAAGCUGGUCGUACCUAGCCCCGAUCUGAAGAUGAGAGGGAAGCUUGGAGCAGGGGGAUAUGCUGCUACAGUAAAUGAUUGUGAUGCCAAACUGAAAGGCGAUGGCAACAUUUCAGCCAUCACAGAAAAGGAGACACAUUUCUGAAAGAACUCUCUUUUUGUGUGUGUUACUUUUUGU